AUGGCUCACCAACGACUCCCGGAACUCCUGGAAUCCGCCGUACGCUUCCCAGCCGGCGUUCGUCGAUUCCCACGACGAGAGUGGCGAGGAGUUUUCGGAGCGCCCCCGUUCGAACCUGGCUCGUUCAUGCUCAAGGCGCAGUGGGCCGGACGAGAGGCCAGCCGGCGCUGGCAGACUGCCAUAAAAAAGGGGAGUCUCGACGGCAUGACGACUGUCGACUACGCCGUCGCCGUUUUCGACCUCGCCUCGCACAUGAACGACUUCUUCCGUUCUCUCCACCUGGCUGCCGGUACGAAGAUUGAGAAGACCUCGGAUUGGAUCGCCCUCACGGAUGACAUGAUUGAGCUUGCUUUCCUACGCAGCCGGUGGUUCCUGAGGACGAGGUUUCCCAGCGCCCCGAUUCUCGAAGAGCUUGACAUGGCCUUUGUUCGCUCCUUUGCUCGACCGGCAUUGAACGCACAGUGGCGUCUGCUAGUUGACAGCGGGGGUCAUGCGCCUGAGCCCUUCGAAUAUGACGAGGCCAGGUUCACGGACGUCUAUCUGCCAACUUCUCGCAGGCCCGUACCCUUCACAGUUGUCCAACUCGAGAGCCCGGGCGCAGAGCCCGAGGUCAGAUGGCUCAUCCCGGGGCCGAGCGGUGGCUGGAUAGAGGUGGAGGACUCCUCCUCGAGCGAGUACGUCACGCCGCCGGAAGGAGAACUGCCGUCCGACGUCUCGCCUCAGUCAACGACGUCGAGAUCCGGAGCAGUCAACACUUCUUCGGAUACGUCGUCGGCAUGGUCCAGCGACCCACAAACCUCGCCAGAGAGAGCUACCGACGUGCCAUCGACACCGUGCACUCCUGCGAGACGCGCACUCAGAACGAUUACGAGCAUAGGUAGCCCCAGUCCUCGGCGGGAGUAA
Messenger RNA from Trichosporon asahii var. asahii CBS 2479, 903 nucleotides. RefSeq lists its product as uncharacterized. The transcript has 3 exons. Lineage: Eukaryota; Fungi; Basidiomycota; Tremellomycetes; Trichosporonales; Trichosporonaceae. The coding region runs from base 1 to 903 and encodes 300 amino acids. The record is from RefSeq and is a predicted model, not a curated record.